Capsella rubella is the source of this 839-nucleotide messenger RNA. Its product is annotated as 21 kDa protein. The coding region runs from base 3 to 689 and encodes 228 amino acids. The record is from RefSeq and is a predicted model, not a curated record. Gene Ontology annotation, biological process: negative regulation of catalytic activity. The transcript has a single exon. Gene Ontology annotation, molecular function: enzyme inhibitor activity. Lineage: Eukaryota; Viridiplantae; Streptophyta; Magnoliopsida; Brassicales; Brassicaceae.
ACAUGACAAUAUAUACUACAAAACAUAUCAUCAUCCUCACUAAAGCUCAUACUAUACACUUUAAACAAAAACAAAAAAAGCUAGUACUAUACAUUAAAAAAAUGGGUGAAUCUUAUAGAUUCAAUCAUCAUCACUUGUUCACAUCUCUUCUCAUAAUCAUAACCAUGCUCAAAUCGGUCCAUACAAUAACAACAAACACCGAGUUCGUAAAAUCAUCGUGCACUUUCACAACCUACCCAAGACUCUGUUUCACAUCACUUGCAACUCAAGCCAGUCUCAUCCAAACAAGCCCCAAGCUCAUGGCACACGCGGCUCUCAACAUCACACUAGCCUCAGCCAAAGCCACUUCAGCAAUGAUGGUACGUCUCUCGAAUACUCGGCUCAAGCCGAGAGAAGUCGCGGCCAUGAGAGACUGCGUCGAGGAGCUAGGUGACACGUUAGAUGAGCUUAGGAAAUCGAUUGGUGAGAUGUGUCGGCUAAGUAACUCGAACUAUGAGGUCUACAUGAGCGAUAUACAGACAUGGGUAAGUGCUGCUUUGACGGAUGAGAACACAUGUACGGAGGGAUUCGAAGGAGAUGACAUGAACGGGAAGGCUAAGGUUUUGGUGAGAGGGAGGAUUCUGGUUAUUGCUCAUUUAACGAGUAAUGCCUUGGCUUUGAUUAAUCAUUUUGCUUCUAUUCAUGGCUAAAGAGAGAUGUAUUAAUAAUUUUAAGUUGAUUUUUCUGAUGAUUUUGUGUGUAUAAUGAUAAUGUAAUUGUAAUGUAUGUCUUCGUCUUUAAGAUUCCAGAAUCAAUAUGUAACAAAUAGAGUGUUUUAUAAUUUUAAAAAGAUUUUCCAA